UGCGUGCGCACUGUCGGUUUAAACUGGAAAGAAAACAGGACCGAAAGCGGACGUACUGAGAUAUUUCUACAGAAAUGGACGGCAUCAGUGAUGUUGCAGUUGGAGUGAAGAGGGGAUCAGAUGAGCUGAGUAUGUACAACAGUCCCAACUCUGGCGUGAGCAGUAUUAGUGAUGGGGCUUCCAAUGGCAGUGACAGUAAAAAGCCGAGGGUGGAGGAGGCCCCGCCGUCUCGUGUGCUCCACAUCAGGAAGCUGCCCAACGAGGCCUCGGAGACAGAAGUCAUCGCCUUGGGCUUGCCUUUUGGUAAAGUCACCAACAUCCUCACACUGAAGGGAAAGAACCAGGCUUUCUUGGAGAUGGGGACAGAAGAGGCAGCGAUCACUAUGGUCAACUACUACAACACUGUUAAUCCUCACAUCCGCAACGUCCCUGUGUUUAUUCAGUACUCCAACCACAAAGAACUCAAAACCGAUUCCGGCAAUCAGCGGACCCAGGCGGUGCUUCAGGCGGUGUCAGCAGUCCAGUCCGGCGGGUCACCAAGCUCGGACGUUCAGGAGGCUCUCGCCGCAGCCUCCAGUCCCGUGCUGCGGAUCAUCAUCGAUAACAUGUUCUACCCCGUAACGCUGGAUGUACUGCAACAGAUUUUCUCCAAGUUUGGCACAGUUAUGAAGAUAAUCACAUUCACCAAGAAUAAUCAGUUCCAGGCCCUUCUGCAGUUCAGCGAUCCUGUCAAUGCACAGCAGGCCAAACUGGCCCUGGAUGGCCAGAACAUCUACAAUUCUUGCUGCACGCUGCGUAUCGACUUCUCAAAGCUGGUCAACCUAAACGUCAAGUAUAACAACGACAAGAGUCGCGACUACACGCGACCCGAGCUGCCUGCCGGUGACGGCCAGCCAAGCCUCGACUCCUCGGUGGCCGCCGCCUUCAGCAAAGACUCCAACUCCCUCCUCGGUAAGAUCCCAGGAGCCCUGAACCCUUUGAGUGCAGCGGCGGCUGCUGCUGCUGCUGCAGGCAGGGUGGCGCUUGCUGGACAGGCGGGGUCCAGUGGGGUCCUGCUGGUCAGCAACCUCAAUGAGGAGAUGGUUGCGCCCCAAAGUCUGUUUACCCUCUUCGGGGUGUACGGCGAUGUCCAGAGGGUGAAAAUUCUGUACAAUAAGAAGGACAGCGCUCUUAUUCAGAUGUCAGACGCCAACCAGGCCCAGCUAGCGAUGAGCCACUUGAACGGCCAAAAGAUGUACGGGAAGAUCAUCCGGGUGACGCUGUCCAAGCAUCAGACCGUGGCGCUGCCUCGGGACGGCCUGGACGACCAGGGCCUGACCAAGGACUUCGCCAACUCCCCACUUCACCGCUUCAAGAAACCCGGCUCCAAGAAUUUCCAGAACAUCUUCCCUCCAUCGGCCACCCUCCACCUCUCCAACGUCCCACAAGACGUGACGGAGGAAGACCUGCGGCUGCUCUUCUCAAACGCUGGAGGAACUGUGAAAGCAUUCAAGUUUUUCCAGGAUCGCAAAAUGGCUCUGAUCCAGAUGUCGACAGUGGAAGAGGCCAUCCAGGCUUUGAUUGACCUUCACAACUACAACAUGGGAGGAAACCAGCACCUGAGAGUCUCCUUCUCAAAGUCCACCAUUUAAAAAAAGAAUAAUAAUAAAAUAAUAUGUGACCCACAGUCUGGGAGCUGGCGGUCAGAAACCUUACAGACUGUGUCUGUAGACUGGGGGGGGGGGGGGGGUCGGACCAUAUUGAGUGAACCAGUUUUGUUGUUGGGGUUUUGUUGAUCCUGUCAUUCCUUAAGAGAGAGACUGACAUUUUUGACAUCCUUUUUUUCAAAGAAAACAAAUGAGUAUUUUGCAGAUACUGGAUCCUCCCAGCUAUUCGUAACUGUACCUCUGUAUUUUUAUGUCAGGCAAAAAUAUUGACAUGAUUGAUUGUCUCCCCCCCCCCUGUAUGAUAGUUUGAUGUAGAUCAGUGUUUCACUCUUUAUUUAGUUGAAAAGAUACAGUACUUAUGUGCCUUACACGACAAUAUCAACUGUUUCUACAGCUGGACAUGUUCAUUUAUUACCCUCCUAUGCUUUUCAGGCACAUUGGUAUUGGUAUAUAUUUCUGAGGGUUAGAGAGAAUGCAAGCUGUUUUUGUCAUCCUCUAAACUUUGUUCCUCUUUUUUUUUUGUUUAAGAUUCAUAACAUUUUCCCUUUUUAGGUAGGCAAUAGAGGAGAAUAUUCCUGUGGCAAAAUGUAAGAGUAUUUACAGUUUCACUUGGAUUCCAUUAUUCCACCAGUACUUUGAGUGUAAAGAUUGUUCUCCUCCAGUUUUGAAUUCACAUAAUUUCACACAUCAUCACAACGUGGCUAAGUAUUUCUUUUUUUUUUUCUUUUUUUAUCCGUGUUUUUUUUUUUUUUUUUUAUUUGGAAGCCUUCCAUGCUUUUUUCCCCCCACAGCUGUUCCAUGAGGUGUUGUAUUGUCAGUGACAAUGGUUCUCUAAAGCAUGUAUAGUUAUGACAGGAUCUCACUUCAGAAAGCGUUGCAUGCUGUGGAAGCAGUGAGAUGAGUCCACUGUGAUUUCUUUGUCAUGUGACAGUUUACAUGGAGAGGGCUACUCAGUUGGACCAAAGUUUCUGUGCCUUUAGUGUUCCUAUUAAUUCAUUUAAACUAAAAAAAAAAAAAAAAAAAAAAAAAAAAAAAAAAGCAUUUGAACACACUGAUGCCCGGAACUUUUAAGUGGUGAGUUAAUUCCCUGUUUUUUUAAACUACCCAACCUUGGCUUGAGGUAUUUGCUCAGAAAUAAUAGUUUGGUGUAUUUUAUUUUUUCUUCAAGUCUGAUUUUAUACAGCUGUAAAUGUAAGGAUUUGGUAUAGUUCUGAAGAGGCACAAUUAAAGGAUGAAUUAUUUUCUAACAAGAGGAGUUGCGCCUCAGUUUCCUGCUUUCUUUUGUUUUAAAGCGUUUUCCCUCUCUAGUCUCUCUUGUGUAUUCUGCAUAACGUCUGUAGCAUGCUUAAUAAAACUAUUCUGUAGCUCUGCAUUCACCUCCUCCGUCUCUCUCUUCUCUGUUCUGUCUGCUCUGCUCACUUCUGAAGCCAUCUUCAGUCCCAGGGUGGGAAAGAAGCCAAAGUUAAUUUUGGAGCCACUAGAAAAAACAAGCUCUAAUAAACCAGAUUGAGCCCUCUGAUCGUACUAAUUCACAGGACAAGUACAUUUUUGUUGAUGGUUUCCCACCCUGCCAACUGACACAAUCUAUUCCUUUGAUGUCUUGCUCUCCUCUCUUCUGGUAGUUGCCUAUUUUCUAAUCAGUCUCUAAGGGCCUCCACUCUCCUGACAAUCUGUCUGAUCUAUCUGCUCGCUCUCACACUUAAUCAAUUACAUAAAUGGCCACAUUUGUCAUUUUUUCCAAGCUCUGCAUUUUUACCCCACUGUCAGCUUUUGAGUAUUUUUCAGUAAACAUUGCUUUGUACACACUUAGGUAAUGUUUAGCCAAUUAAAUCCACAUUGUAUUGCUGCAGAAUACCAUCGUAUUUUGGACACUGCGUUGGUCUGAAGGAAUACAAAUGAGGGAUCUCAACCUCUUUUCAGUCCUACCUUUAAAGACAAUUCCAUGCCAAGUGGUGACAUCAGAUGAUGAAAAAAUGAGGCAGAUGUGGAAGUGCCAAAAUCCCCGUUGACUUCUAUGUUAAAAUUCCCUACUUUACAGCAGAAAUAAACGUGUUUACA
Messenger RNA from Anoplopoma fimbria (sablefish), 3704 nucleotides. It is a transcript of the gene ptbp2a, whose product is annotated as polypyrimidine tract binding protein 2a. Gene Ontology annotation, biological process: regulation of RNA splicing; mRNA processing. NCBI's taxonomy places the organism in Eukaryota, Metazoa, Chordata, Actinopteri, Perciformes, Anoplopomatidae. The record is from RefSeq and is a predicted model, not a curated record. The transcript is spliced from 14 exons. Bases 75 to 1631 code for a protein of 518 amino acids. Gene Ontology annotation, cellular component: nucleus. Gene Ontology annotation, molecular function: mRNA binding.